AACAAAUAUAAGAUUUACUUAUAAAAACUGUGCUGUGUUGUGUGUCCUAGUGAUAUACCGUGUGCACCAAAACCUUUAAGUUAUAAUGGGUAACAAGCAAUUGAAUAAAAAGAAGACAUCUCGAAAAAGACAACUCGGAAGAUUCCAACAAACAAUGGAACUAACGAAAAGAAGAAAAUUGGAUAAUUUCACAGCCGAACAUGAUACUAUAUCUUUAGACUACAUCGAACUGCAAAAUAUGGAAAUGGAAUCUCCGAUUUCAUCAACCACUGACAUUCAAAGUAACGAUGAGGCGACCGGCUCAAACAUUUUGAACCCACGCAUUGCACAGGUGGAUGACACUUAUCGGGUUCCUAGUAUAUUAGAGGAAGAAGAUACCCAUGAGGUAGGUGAUUCAUGCUAAUUAUGCUUAUUGAUUGUAGAGCAGAGAACAAUUUUACCUUUUGUACUAACUACCUAGCUAGAA
Cydia splendana is the source of this 466-nucleotide messenger RNA. RefSeq lists its product as uncharacterized. The transcript has 4 exons. NCBI's taxonomy places the organism in Eukaryota, Metazoa, Arthropoda, Insecta, Lepidoptera, Tortricidae. The record is from RefSeq and is a predicted model, not a curated record. The coding region runs from base 86 to 403 and encodes 105 amino acids.